CUGGCACUCCCGGGCUGCGCCCUUCGGGUACCGUGUCAUCGACAUCGACCUAUUUUGCCAUGCACUUGCAAACCUCUUGAUGAUCCUCCGAACCUAAUGCCAGAUAACGAAUGUGAGACUUUAUUUCUGAAUGCCAACGAGACAGCCUCUAUCCGCCCUCUGCGCGUGAUCACUCAGUACACUAACACCGAUGUUAACACUAUGCAAUCUCCGGGCAGGCCUACCACACUUGGAGUUAGCGAGUUCAAGAGCUUGCGUACAAUGGAUUCGAUUCCAGAGGAUAGUAACGGUUCACAGUGGUCUGUUAAAUCAGUCGACAAUGUGGAGCUUGACAGAUUGCUAUGCCAUCUGGGCAAUAACUCGACACCAGUGACGCCCACGAGUUUCCUCAACCCUAGGAAUAUUACAGAAGACCAGGAACUAUUCGCAGACAAUUUUUCGAGAACAUUGAACAAACUCAAAGCAGAGCAGGAGGGUUGGAUACCAGGUGUGACAGCAACCACCAACGAAGGUAAUACCGGCGUUGACAGAAGUAUUGAUGAUAAUAACAACAGUGCGUUGGUUGUGAUCACUACGAACAGCACUGAUUCUCCUGCCUCCAAAUCCUUCGUAUCCGACUCAAUUGGUUACGCUGUACCUCAUUCACCCACGAUCACUCAUAUACCUCCCAGAGAGGAAACCUGCAAAAUUCCCGGUACCUCAGCUCAAUGUGAAAUGCGGGGGAACACACCCAGCAGGCAUACUGACAUAUCUUCACCCCCUCGAGCUACAGAUCCUAGCCUGCAGUCGCCGCCUGUGACGCGGGGAACUUUUGGUCGGUCUCCACGAACGAGUACAAUGCCACCAGCCGUAUCUCCUGUCACAUCUGGCAUUCUUUCAUCGGAGCCAAUGUUCACCUGGUCAGCCUCUCGACAGCUGAUGACAUCGCAAGAAUGUGGAACCACACCGGAUAAUAAUCCGCCUGUUUCUGGUCUGCCUACUAUCCUGUCAAUCGCAACAAGUCUAAAGGAAGCCUGUGCAGAACGCCGAGUUUCUCAAACAAGCAAUACGGACUAUGGUAGUAGUCCCGGCUUCCUGGGAUCUUUUCACCGGAGCAGCAUCCUUUCUCCGUAUUCUCAAGGCACGGCGGAUCUUGACCGUACUCAUAUGGCUGUUUGUUACGCUUUUUCUGACCCAAGUCCUCCUUCCAUCCAGUCAGCCAGUUCUUGUAACGAAGGUUUACUCACUUCACUGGUCUCUGCCCCCUCGUCUGAAACACCGCUACGGUCGGUUACCACGGAUACAGUACCAAAUUUUGACGUUCGCAGUUCUUUGGGCGGACUGUAUACACUUGUUCGUCCGGACCAAUGUGUGGGGACAGAUGCUACUCCGGUUUCUACUGCAAUGUCUCUGGGUGCUGUGAAACCCAGCACAGUUACGACAAAUUCUUUGGGUGUUUUGUCUAGCUCAAUGUUAAGCGAGUGUUCGUCUCUGCUAAAUUCAAAAACUCCACUCACUUUGCUUGUAAGUGGCGCUCCAACAUCGGAUUACAGGAGUGAGCUGGCAAAAGACCACAUCCACGGGACCCAUGGACUGGAUUCGUCAGCAGCUACUCGCCUCGCUUCUGGAACCACUGUUAGCCUUGUUCAAGACAUGACUACCGGCGCCCUGCUGCUUAAGCCAGAGCCACAACUUCAGCAGCUGAGCGCCCUGUAUCCUGGUCUAAAUGGAGCUUUCGCUCUCAAUACGAACGGGACGAGUUCCGGGCUGAUGAGCGGUGUUACAUCCUUUGUUCUGCAACCUAGUCCGGAAAUGAAUGUCGGCAGUCUAAACUUUCUUUCCGCAUUACCGUGUAAUUCAUCGAGUGAAGCAGCUUUGCUCAAUGCUCAGUCACUAGACGCACUGCGGUCUGCCGGUCUUCUUCAGAAUGGUUUGGAGCAGUUAACGCGGCCAAUAACUCAUUGUGACCAAACCCAAGUCGUUGAAGGAGUGUCUGUUCCGUCUCAGUUGAACACCACUUCUGUGCCAGCUUAUUAUUCCAGCGCCUCAGUGCCUUCUGUGCCAGUCAUAUCCAACAAUCAAAAGAAAACAAAACGUCCUCCGUCUUCAUCAUCUAAUCGAAGGAACCGGAACGAACUUGGCCCACCAUCACUUUCAGCCGGACUGACCACAUCGGCAGUCGUAUGUGCUGACAGCAGCACCGGUUCACCUCGGGGUACCAAAACUAGUUCGAAACGAUCACGAGGUUCCGGGUGUUCUUUUGGUCGACAAGGGCUCUCGCAGACCUCCAAUCCGAUUGUAUCUGCUGCCUACGUUGAAAGUGACUCCUUGGUGUACAUGUCUGAGCCACACCACUCAGUAUUGGUCAAGCAGGAGCCUCUCUCUUCUGAUUUUAUCGACACGGUCAGCAACCAUUCUGAGGCAUUCAGUACGGCUACAGGACAACUAUUCCAGGACGACACACCACCGUCGUCCUUAGACAGUCUAGAUCAGAGUCAUCUGAAAUUGGAGCGAAAGCGCGCUCGAAACCGUGUGGCUGCACGCCGUUGCCGUGAGCGAAAGAUAUCUUUGAUUAGAUCUUUGGAAAAUCAAGUCGCUGAACGUGAUGCCCAGGUGAAGCAGCUUGAAGAAAUGCUUGCACGUUACCGUUCUGAGGGUGAACGACUGCGCGUUCACAUGGAAAUAUUGUCUAAUUCCUACCCAAGUCUCAAGGCUGAUUUGUGUCAGUUUCCAUUCCUAUUUCAACAGCGGCCUCUGACGGCCACAAAUACUUCCAAACUACCUGUCAGUAGAUCGCCGACCCCGCUACAUGUGGACCUCUCGGAGCUCGUCUCGUCCAAGCAUUUUUCCUAAACCUAGGCGGAGGAAUCUUUUUCACUUAUUGUUUUUUACCUUUUCUACUGCUUGUUUUUACACUACGUUUUGUCUUAUAGGUCGCAAAAUACCCGUCACCGGGCAGCGAUCUUUGCGGUACUGUAACGUUUUUCAGCGUAUUUUCCGACUACUCGAAUCGUUCCAGUAGGCCUUUGUGGCAAACACUGAUCUCUUCUGGUUCAUAUCUUUUCCCAUUGGGCCGUCCGAGUUGUUGGGGGAUUUUCUUUCCUAGCGCCUACAUAUUUGGGGGUACCAAAUAAAGUUGACCACUGAAAUUUUUCUGCCUUCAAGACGGCUUUACACGUGCAUUCACAAUCGCCUUCCUAUGUUGUUCUUACCGUCGUUUUCUACAGAUAAAAACAAUUUUGCUAUUUUUUGUAGGACCUUUUUACACUUCGACACUUGCUACUUGCCUUUUCUAUGCUUUUACAUGUGCCUCACUACAACACUAAAUUUUUCAACAGACUUCUGGAGUUCCUUCCAUCCGGACACACCAACUCACAAUCAACCCGGUUCUCCCCUCCAAUACAGAUACCCUCCAUGUGGCUACUAUUCUUAGGUUUAAUUAUCUUUCCGUAUCAGAACAAUUUUGCUUUGUCGCUGUUGGUGCUCGUGAGCUUUAUUUGGUAUCUACACAAUUGUCGAAUGUGCUUUUACCCUAACUUGACCAAAUGGUGAGUAUCGUCAACGCCUCAUCACUGCACCAUGUUUGUAUGCGUCCACGUAAAUCCCAGGUCGUAAUUAUUCUGUUUGAUAUCCCAUCCAUCCGUAAGACAAUUAUUGAUGCUUGCUUGCAUUUAUAUGCUACUAUGCGAUACAACUGAUGGCUUGUCGUUUUUCCUUGAAUUUUGUGUUUAUCGUACAAGCACUAAGGCUUAUUCAUCCUUUUUAUCGACCGUACAGCGCCGCAACAGAUCAUAGUUAUUGCUUCCAGCGUAGAUACCAUAAUCAUCACCACCAUCCUCACUUGUGCAGCCGUUUUUCCAUCUCCCAACCCAAGACAAUGGACAUUUUGUGUGCUUGUUAUUUGAAUGUCAUUUCUUUUGUUAUGUUGAUCUGCUAAGUAUCAUGUACUCCCACCACUGGCACCACUAAUGAGAGACCUCGCACUACUUUAGACAGUGUUUAAUUGUUUUCUUGUUUUUGUUUCAUACUUUUUGUCGUCUGUUUCUAUCCAUUAGCACAGUUGUAUCACCCCAUUUAUUUUUCUUGUUUUUAGGCAAAACGCAUUAUGUGUACAUACCAUAUCGGUUCCUACUCCGUUUGUUUACAUACUUUUCCAUACUCUUUUCUAUCAUUACGGAGCGUUGUGUUGCAUACUUUUAUCUUCUUUCUAGGCAUUCGGACUUGCUUGAAACUUCGAGUUCCUUCAUUUAGCUUAAGGAACAAUGUGGUCGAACUGUACCCGUCUCCGCGAAACUUUAAGAAUUCC
Messenger RNA from Opisthorchis viverrini, 4285 nucleotides. RefSeq lists its product as hypothetical. The record is from RefSeq and is a predicted model, not a curated record. Gene Ontology annotation, cellular component: transcription regulator complex. The annotation marks the transcript as partial. Gene Ontology annotation, biological process: regulation of cell cycle; regulation of transcription by RNA polymerase II; regulation of cell population proliferation. NCBI's taxonomy places the organism in Eukaryota, Metazoa, Platyhelminthes, Trematoda, Opisthorchiida, Opisthorchiidae. The transcript is spliced from 4 exons. Gene Ontology annotation, molecular function: RNA polymerase II cis-regulatory region sequence-specific DNA binding; transcription factor binding; DNA-binding transcription factor activity, RNA polymerase II-specific.